UUAUCAGCACAUUGGAGAGGUGCGGGCGAGAUGUAUUUUAGCUCUUGUAAGCUAUAAUUAAAAAGAAAAUUUUAAAUGAUGUAAAGUCAGGGUUUUCAAGUUUCUUUUUUCUCUAUAAACAGAAAUAGUCUGAAGUUGAGGUGGUGCAUAGCAAGAAAGUCUUUCCUGCUCUGAAAAUCUGGAGUUGCUUCUCUCUUGCGAAAAAUGGAGAAACAAAUAGAAGGGUCUAAUCAGAAGGCGAUGGUGAUCAUAGAUGAGAGUGAGUGCAGUUAUCAUGCACUCAUGUGGGUGCUUGACAAUCUCAAAGGAUUCAUUACUGACUCACCGCUUGUCAUGUUUGCUGCACUACCUACUCCUAACUGUAACUUUGCAUAUGGGGCACAACUUGGCACCACUGCGUUGUAUUGUACAGUCUCACCCACCCUAGGUUUGAUUUGUUCCAUGCAAGAAAGAAGCAAGAAAAUCUUAUUGGGUGUCUUGGAGAAAGCUGUGGAUAUCUGUGAUAGUCGAGGGGUGAAAGCAGAGACAAUCACAGAAGCUGGGGAGCCUUAUGAGCUCAUAAGCAGUGCUGUUCAAAAGAAUAAGAUUGAUCUACUAGUGAUCGGUAACACACUCGUUAAUGGAACCCUUAAAAGGGAUUUUCUGGGGAGUCAGAGCAACUGUUGCCUACUUAAAGCCAAUUGUUCUGUCCUUGUUGUCAAGAAACCAGAAUGAAAAGGCAUUACUUCUAUUUCUACGUGGGAUUACUUGGUAAUUAUUAAGUUUUUUGGACAUCAUUUGUAUGGUACUCUUGUUGUCAUUACAUGUAUGCCAUGGUUAUGUAAGAAAUUAAGCUGCAACAGUGAUUGGUAGUUAUAUCCAUAUGAUUAGAUUUAAUUUGCUUUCA
Messenger RNA from Populus nigra (black poplar), 886 nucleotides. RefSeq lists its product as uncharacterized. The coding region runs from base 205 to 714 and encodes 169 amino acids. The transcript has 4 exons. NCBI's taxonomy places the organism in Eukaryota, Viridiplantae, Streptophyta, Magnoliopsida, Malpighiales, Salicaceae. The record is from RefSeq and is a predicted model, not a curated record.